CCCUAGUCUUCCACCUCCCACCGCGCCGCCGGACAUGUCCGUCCCGGACCGACGUGUCCACCGUCUCCAGCCACCUCACUCCGACGAAUCACGUCACGACACAUCAGCAUCGCCGCCCGCCCGAGCCAACCGCGGGGCGCCACGUCACAGCCGCCAGCACCCCACUUCGCCGCCGCCGCCCGGGGCCCAGAUCCGGCCCUCCCGGGGCCGAAUCGAGCCGCACCGGGCCCGCGCUCCGCCGCCCGACCUCACGAGCGCCUCCACCGCGCUGCCCCUCGAACCCUGCUGCCUCGCCACCAUCGGCGAGCACCGCGCCGGAGCGCCGUCGUCCCGGAAGCACGCCGCCGCCCCGAUCCGCUCCCGACGCUGUUUGGAGCUCCUCCGAGGACAGAUCCGGCACCCUCUCCUCUGGAUCCGUCCGUUCCCGCCGAUCCCUACCGUGCCCGCAUCGCCGGAGACCCUCCCCCGCCGUCGUUGACCGCCACGGCCUCCUGCCUCCUGCAGUCGAAGGAAGGAGACGACGAGGGGAGCGUCGCCCCUGGGCCCGACCGCGUCCAAGCCCAUCUCCACCGGCCCAGCCUCGUCCUGCCUCUUCCCUCCUCAUGGGCUGAAGCCCAUGGGUGAGCCGCCCCUCCAGCGCCCCUCCUUGUGUUCUUUUUUCUCCGGUUGGGCCAGCAGAUUUUGGCCCGUUGUUGUUUUUUUCACUGACUGUAAUUUUAGCUUUUUCCAGAGACACCAGUUUUUACAGAAAAA
Molecule: messenger RNA, 753 nt
Organism: Triticum urartu
Lineage: Eukaryota; Viridiplantae; Streptophyta; Magnoliopsida; Poales; Poaceae
Source: RefSeq, a predicted model, not a curated record